Messenger RNA from Notothenia coriiceps (black rockcod), 891 nucleotides. RefSeq names its product UPF0704 protein C6orf165 homolog. NCBI's taxonomy places the organism in Eukaryota, Metazoa, Chordata, Actinopteri, Perciformes, Nototheniidae. The transcript has 5 exons. The coding region runs from base 62 to 781 and encodes 239 amino acids. The record is from RefSeq and is a predicted model, not a curated record. Gene Ontology annotation, biological process: regulation of cilium beat frequency; sperm axoneme assembly; regulation of flagellated sperm motility. Gene Ontology annotation, cellular component: ciliary basal body; axoneme.
GCGUUAGCUGUAUCAGCACACAUUAAAACUAGGGUAGUUAAAUAACUUUCUGUCGGUCAGAAUGUCUGGGGCUCACGCAGAGAGCGUGAUUAAAAACAUUAUCCGUGAGAUAGUGCAGCAGUGUGCCGCGAGAGGGCACGCGGUGUCGGACACUCUGGUCGCUUUCAUGGUGAAAGCUGUUGUGCUGGACCCAAGGAAUUGUUUCAAUGUUGAUCGAACACUGACCAAACAAGAUGUCCAGAAACUGGAAGAGCUGUGUCUGGGUAAACUGAUGGAAGAGUGCAGCCCGUCCCUAGACACAAUCAAAAUGCAAGUGCACUUCGACAUGAAUUACACCUCCCGGCGAGAGUUUCUAGAGGAGAUCCACCGGGUGCUGGAGUCCAGGCUGAGCUCAGUGAGCAGAGAGAUCACUGACAGCAGAGUGAAAACACGAGAGGAAUUUGACGCCUUGUAUUGUAAAAUCAUCACGUACAUCCAGCUGCGCUCCGGCAUGGGCUCACCUACAGAUGACACCGCCCUGAAAGAGGCUACAGCCGCCCUGCAGAGCGUCUUCCCUCAGACUGAGCUGGGAGCCUUCAUGGUCCUCCUGAAGAGAGACAAGGAGCAGCAGCUCAGAGAGCUCACCAUGAUCGUCACAGGGAUCAGACUGUUCAACAAAGCCAGCAAGAAGGGAGGCGAGGAGACUGACCUCCAGGAACUGAGUAUAGUACACCAUGCUACACACAAAAAUACCUGUUAUCACCGACAAUGUUAUUCAGGGGGCGGGGGGGCACGCGCGUGAACUGGGAGCACCAGAGCCUUGCUGCGGUGAAACUGUAACGCACUUAAUUGCGCCGCAUUUGCGCAUCAGAUGAGCCCCCUCCGCGAGAUGAGGCCCCCUCCGCGAGGUGA